GACUACUGGCUGUCCCUGCUCUACAAGCGCCUCAUCGGUCCCAAGGUCCUGGCGAUCCACGUGGCCGGUCUCCAGAGGAAACCCCGGCCUGGCAGAGUCAUUCGUGACAAGCUCCGCAUUUAUGCCCACUGCACCAGCUACCACAACCACAACUACGUCCGGGGGUCCAUCACCCUUUACAUCAUCAACCUGCAUCGCUCCCGGAAGAAAAUCAAGCUGGCAGGGACGCUGCGGGAUAAGAUCGUCCAUCAGUACCUGCUGCAGCCCUACGGCAAGGAUGGGCUCCACUCCAACUGCAAGAAGCACUCGGGGUCUGGUGCCCACCAUCUGCUGCGGAGGGCUGGGGGGCUGGAGUAUAGCCCGGGAUGGGCACCCUCCCCAGUCCCACCCGUCCCACUGCCCCUCAGGGGCCCGGCGCUGGAGGACAGCCUCAACACCCUCUUCGCCCCCCUCAUCAUCUCCUGCGCGGCGCUGCUGGAGAAGCUGGCCGACACCUACACCUGCUUCGUGACCGAGGGCGGGCGGCACCUCCACGUCCUGCACAUGUUUGGGGACUGCCUGUACAUCGCGGUAAACGGUGACGGGACGGAGAGCGAGGACGACCUGCGCCGGACGCUGUUCGUGCUGCGGCGCUUGGUGGAGGUUCACUGUGGCCUCGUCACGCUCGACUCCCACCUCAUCCGCAAGGAGUUGCGGCCGGCCGCUUCGGAGCAGCGGGCUGUGGAGCGACUGAUCCACCCUCAGCUCUGCGAGCAGUCCAUCGAGUUCCUGGAGCGGGAGGUGGUGCAGUACAUCAACGCCAGCCCGGAGCGCGGCGGGGAUGAGGUGGGCCAUGCAUUCCUCCUGGUGCACACCAAGCUGCUGGCCUUCUACUCCAGCCGCAACGCCAGCUCCAUCCGCCCUGCCGACCUGCUCACCCUCAUCCUCCUGGUGCAGGACCUGUACCCCAGCCAGAGUGCCGAGGAGGAGCUCGGCCCCCAGGUGCUCCAGAGCAGGCCUGCAGCAGGGAAGGUGCUCCCCCAGGGACCCAAGAGAAGCGAGAGCAUUCCCAUGAGCGGCCCUGGCUCCCACAAUGCUGCAGAGAAGGACUCAGAUGACCAGGACACAGACGAUCUCUCCGUGCCUGAGAUCUUCUACACACCAGAGCCCUCACCAGGCAGGCACAGCACGAGCAGCGAGAGCUGGUCGGAGGGCACUGAGAUGCUGGGCACCGGGGAGGCAGACGCUGCAGAUGUCCAGAUGGCAGAGGACUUGCUCCAGACCUUGGGGCCUCUGGUGCCUGAAGCUUCAAACCCCAGAAGGAUCUUCCUGGACGCCAACCUGCGGGAAGGUUACUGCCCCUUGCUGCCCCACACCAUGCACUGCCUCCCACUCUGGCCGGGCAUAUCCCUCGUCCUCCUGACCAAGGGCCCCAUGACUCAGGUGGCUGUCACCUUGUACCAGCUGCUGGAUGGUUUCCUGGUACUGGAGAGGAAGCUGGAAGAGGGGCCAGAGGCGGGAGCCCCACGCUCCUUUCCAUUCCUGGCUGAGCUGCGGCAGCGCAUGGACAAGUUUGUGAAGAAGCAGAGGGGGCAGGACAUCCAGUUGCAGAACACCUGGGUGGACUUCAAGAACAAGAUAUUUUCCCGGAGCGAGCCUGGGAGCUCCCUGGAGCUGCUGCAGGCAGUGGCCAACGUGAAGCGGCAGCUCUGCUCCGUGUAUCGCCAGCUCUUCCUGGCAUCCGCCAGCCACAGCCUGUCCCAGGGGCUGCGGGACCGUGCCCAGAGGCUGAUGAGGGAGAAGCUGCUGGACUGGCGGGACUUUCUGCUGGUGAAGAGCAGGCGCAAUAUCACUAUGGUGUCAUAUCUGGAGGACUUUCCUGGCCUGGUGCACUUCAUCUACGUGGACCGCACGGCUGGGCAGAUGAUGGCACCAUCGCUCAGCAUGACAGAGAAGACCAGCUCGGAGCUGGGCAAGGGCCCCCUGGCCACCUUCAUCAAGAGGAAGGUAUUGCCUCUGGGGCUGGGGGUGGGAUGGGGACUGCAGGAGGGAGCAAUGGUUGGAGGGUUUUCGGAUGGGGACUACUGCUGCUCGUACUUCCUCUGGUUUGAGAACGAGCUGGGCUACAAGCUGGAGGUGAUGGAGGUGCCAGUUCUCUCUGAUGAUUCUGCUCCCAUCGGGAUGCUGGCAGGAGACUACUACAGGAAACUGCUGCGUUACUACAGCAAGAACCACCAGGCAGAGGUGGUGAAGUGCUACGAGCUGCUGACUGUGCACCUGGGCAUCAUUCCCUCCGAGCUCGUGGUCCAGCAAGCCUGCGACUUGGCCCGGCGCCUCUGGGAACCCUCCCGCAUCCCCCUGCUCUGA
Molecule: messenger RNA, 2346 nt
Organism: Egretta garzetta (little egret)
Lineage: Eukaryota; Metazoa; Chordata; Aves; Pelecaniformes; Ardeidae
Gene: HPS1
Product: HPS1 biogenesis of lysosomal organelles complex 3 subunit 1
Exons: 20
Biological process (GO): vesicle-mediated transport; melanosome assembly
Cellular component (GO): BLOC-3 complex
Molecular function (GO): guanyl-nucleotide exchange factor activity
Source: RefSeq, a predicted model, not a curated record